GUGACGUCAGGCGCGGCCGUGACGUCGCGCGCAGCCGCGGAGCGCGGCCGCCGUCCGUGCCCGGGAGUCCUGGUCGCGCGCUCGCGGCCUCCCCCCGCCCGCCGCCGGUGAGCUGUGCUGCUGGAUGUUGAGGUUCAGUGAUUUUAUGUUGGGUUUUUAGAAGACAAAUGGAUUAAUGAAGAAUUCUAGUGAAGGAAGGGGAGGAAAACAUGGAUCGGUUUGGAACAAACUGAGACCUACGCAGGCCAUGGGUGAGACAGACCCACCCAGCACCAUUCUCACCAUCAGCUGUCUUCUGGGACCCUGAGAGCUGCCUGCAGACCUCCUGCUGACUGCCCCGUGCUGCUUGGAAAUGGUGGCUGCAGAAUGGAUUCCAUGAGGUUCCUGUGGAUCCCCGAGCACCGAGCGGCCGCUGCACCCACAAAGAGGCCUGGGGGGUCCGGAGGCAGGAGCCAGUAGGCCGAGGGCAGAGCGCGGGCUCCGCAGCACGGCCCCCCUCACCAGGGCAGGAUUUAGAGCUCAGCCUCGCGCCAGCUGCUCCCGGCUCCGGGGCCAAGGCACAAAGAAGGAAAAUUAAACGUGCCCGGCGGGGGGACCAGGGAGAGCCCCCGGCAGUGCCGCACAGGGGCAGCCAGGACCCCCCCGCGCUGCUGCGGCUCAGCACGGAUUAAAAAGGAGAAGUGGCUUCCUUGGGGCUCGGCUGCUCCGCACGGAGCUUCCCGGGACUCGUUCCUGCCCAGCGGCACUGCUGGAAGCUGCUCCUGGGCCUCGAGCACUGGAGAAGCCCCUUCCCCGUGGAGCCUGGUUGCUGCCCAGGGCACUGAGGACCUGCUCUUCCCAGGCUGCUGCUGGACCGAGGGACGCUCCCGAGGACUCGGUUCCUGCCCCAGUGACUGCUCUCACCCCACAUCCAGGGCUCCGGCCCCAGAUUUUAAUGGUUUCACCCCACCUGUGCUGUGCCCGUGAGCCCCCGCAGGGCAGAGCCUAGUGCCGGCUCCUGCCCAGCCUCGUGCCCUGGGACCGCCGGGGGUGUCCGGGCUGCUCCGGCCGCGCUCCGCUGGGAGCACGCGGGGGCUGGGGGCCGGUCUGCCCCGUCCCCCUGCCCUUCUCGCCUGGCGCUGACCCGCGGGGCCUGGGCUAUGCUGCGGGGCGGACCCCCCACCCCAGCUCCACCAUGCCAGCAGCUUCUGGAAAGAGAUUCAAACCCAGCAAGUACGUCCCGGUCUCGGCUGCUGCCAUCUUCCUAGUGGGAGCCACCACCCUCUUCUUUGCCUUCACGUGCCCGGGGCUCAGCCUCAACGUGUCCCCAGUCAUUCCCAUCUACAAUGCUGUCGUCUUCCUCUUUGUGCUGGCCAACUUCAGCAUGGCCACCUUCAUGGACCCUGGCAUAUUCCCACGAGCGGAGGAGGACGAGGACAAGGAGGACGAUUUCCGUGCCCCGCUCUACAAGACGGUGGAGAUCAAGGGCAUCCAGGUGCGCAUGAAGUGGUGUGCGACCUGCCGCUUCUACCGCCCGCCACGCUGCUCCCACUGCAGCGUCUGCGACAACUGCGUGGAGGAGUUCGACCAUCACUGCCCCUGGGUCAACAACUGCAUCGGGCGGCGCAAUUACCGCUACUUCUUCCUGUUCCUGCUGUCGCUCACCACGCACAUCAUGGGUGUGUUUGGCUUCGGGCUGCUCUACGUGCUCUACCAGGUGGAGGAGCUCUCCGGUGUCCGCAUGGCCGUCACGAUGGUGGUGAUGUGCGUGGCCGGACUCUUCUUCAUUCCUGUUGCUGGCCUGACCGGCUUCCACGUGGUGCUCGUGGCAAGGGGCCGCACCACCAACGAGCAGGUUACAGGCAAGUUCCGCGGUGGCGUCAACCCCUUCACCAACGGUUGCUGUAAGAACGUGAGCCGGGUCCUUUGCAGCUCCCCUGCCCCCAGGUACCUCGGGCGCCUGAGGGCCGAGCAGACGGUGCUGGUUAGACCUCCCUUCCUGCGCCCCGGGGUGUCAGACGGUCAGAUCACGGUCAAGAUCAUGGACAAUGGUAUCCAGACAGAGCUGAAGAGGACGAAGUCCAAAGGAAGCCUGGAGGUGACCGAGAGCCAGUCUGCUGACGCCGAGCCGCCACCCCCCCCUAAGCCAGACCUCAGCCGCUACACGGGCCUGAGGACACACUUAACCCUGGCCACCACCGAGGACAGCAGCUUGCUAGGCAAGGACAGCCCCCCGACCCCCACCAUGUACAAGUACCGGCCCGGCUAUAGCAGCAGCAGCAGCUCAGCAGCCUUGCCCCACUCCACCAGUGCCAAGCUGAGCCGAGUGAACAGCCUGAAGGAGCCCAACUCCAUCGGUGAGAGCGGCCACAAGCCCAGCUACCGCUCGGAGCCCAGCUUGGAGCCUGAGAGCUUCCGCUCACCCACCUUCAGCAAGAGCUUCCACUUCGACCCCCUCUCCAGCGGGUCCCGCUCCUCCAGCCUCAAGUCGGCGCAGGGCACGGGCUUCGAGCUGGGCCACCUGCAGUCCAUCCGCUCCGAGGGCACCACCUCCACCUCCUACAAGAGCCUGGUGAACCAGACACGCAACGGCAGCCUCUCGUACGACAGCCUCCUCACGCCCUCCGACAGCCCCGACUUCGAGUCGGUGCAGGCGGGCCCGGAGCCGGAGGCACCGGUGGGAUACACAUCACCCUUCCUGUCGGCGCGCAUCGCGCAGCAGCGAGAGACCGACCUGCACGGCCGCUUCGGCAGCGCCGCGCCGCCCCGCGAGCCCUCACCCGUGCGCUAUGACAAUCUGUCCCGACACAUCGUGGCCUCCAUCCAGGAGCGGGAGAAGCUGCUGCAGCAGCCGCCGGCCGCGGGCCGGGAGGAGGACGUGGGGCCGGUGGCCGGGGGGGUGCAGUCGCCGCCGCGCUCCAGCGGCUCCUUGGACGAUUCCAAGCGCUCGCCCCUGGGCAAGAACCCGCUCCCGCGCCCGGCCCUGCCCCGCUUCGGCAAGCCCGAGCCCCCCGGCGCGCUGCGGGCGCGCUCCCUGGGCUCCCCCGAGCAGCCCCAAGCCCCUCACCUCGGCAAGUCCGUGUCCUACAGCAGCCAAAAACCAGCCCCUCAGGCCGGCGUCUCCGAGGCGGAGGAGGUGGCCCUGCAGCCCCUGCUGCCACCCAAGGACGAGGUGCAGAUGCGAGGAGCCCACAGCAAGUCCAACGGGCAGCCCAAGAGCCUGGGCCCGGUGCCCACGGGCACGGGGCCGGUGCCACUCAGCAGCCCCACGCGUGGAGGCGUCAAGAAGGUCUCUGGCGUGGGGGGCACCACCUACGAGAUCUCGGUGUGAGCUGGCACCGCUCAGCCCGUCCUGUGGGCACAGGGCUCGUCCCACGCCUGGAUGCUGCGGGCACCGGGGGCACCGGCUCCGCUGCUCCUCCCGCCCCCGCUGGGGCUCAUGCAAUGGCCUCACGCCGCGGGAACGGAGUUUUUAAAGCAGAACACUUUUUUUUAUGAUUAUUGUUACGGAUUCUAUUUUUUUUCUCUUUCUGAGUUUCGGGGUGUGUGUACAUAGAAAUAUCUAUAUCUAUAAAUAUAAAUAUUCGAAAAAGAAGCAGAAAUUAUAUUAUCUUACCCAGAGAGAGGAAGAAAUGACCCGUUCCCUGUGCAGGGCCAGGGCCCCGGCCCCAGAGCAGGGAUGUGGGGCUGGUGCCUCCUCCUGUGCUGAUGCUGGAGCUGUGGGGCUGCGGACACUUGGACACGCUCCUCCCCGGCUCUUCGCCUGUGAAGCACCAGCCCCGGGGCUGUGAGGAGGAGGAAGGGUCAUGGGGCAGUCCCAGCCCCAGUGCAUGGACAGGGGCCGGUGCAGCUGCAGCCCCCACUGCAGCUCCUGCUCUGUGUGCCCGGGGCAGUCUGUGCCGUGGGGCUGGUGAGGCUCUCGCUGUCACACACGGGUUUUGUGGCCACCGGGCGCACCCCUUUAGCAAUAUUUCCUCAUCACAUGCCAAAAGCCACCCGCAGCCAAGGAGCCCGCGCUCCCUUCGCGCCAAGGCCGCACACUUGAGGCACUAUGGACUCCUCGCCGCAAUACCUGCCCCGUGGCCGCGCGGGGCCAGGCCCUUGGUUUUUAUUGAUUACCCAUUUUAAAAACGAGGAAUAAAAGGCUAUUUAAUGAGGCA
Melopsittacus undulatus (budgerigar) is the source of this 4139-nucleotide messenger RNA. It is a transcript of the gene ZDHHC5, whose product is annotated as zinc finger DHHC-type palmitoyltransferase 5. The record is from RefSeq and is a predicted model, not a curated record. The transcript is spliced from 12 exons. Gene Ontology annotation, molecular function: palmitoyltransferase activity. Gene Ontology annotation, biological process: protein palmitoylation. Gene Ontology annotation, cellular component: plasma membrane. The coding region runs from base 1175 to 3310 and encodes 711 amino acids. NCBI's taxonomy places the organism in Eukaryota, Metazoa, Chordata, Aves, Psittaciformes, Psittaculidae.